AUGCCGGCGACUAAACGGCUACGCACCGAGCCCAUCGUGCGGGUUCGGACGGGGUGCUGGGCCUGCCGACGGCGCAAGAAGAAGUGCGACGAGGCGAAACCCGUCUGCGGGGGCUGCGUGCGCAACAAGCUGACCUGCCAAUGGCCAUCGAGUGUGCUGGGGGUCCCCAGCGCGACUACGCUUACUGCCUGGACCGCCCCUACGCCCACUACUACAUUCUGCACCGAGAGCCAUGCGCAACAACGCCCAGAGCAUAUCGCCCGAGCGCAGACCCGCGUCUCCAGCUCCCCUGAGACGUUGUCCUCAUCGUCCUCAUCGCCAUCACCAGCAGCAGCAGUAGCAUCAUCGUCAGCAUCUCCUAAUUCCGUACUCUCUCAGGAGGAGAUCCCGGGCGAGAUGGAGCUGCUCGAGGAUGAGCACGGCAAUCCCAACACUGCCCCAGGCUUCACUACCACCGCCUCACGAUCUACCGCUACAGACCCCACACCCACUCCAGACCGCACAUCAGCGACCACAGCACUCACAACAAUAGGCAACGCGCUCCCCGGCGCGAUGUCCAUGAUGCCCAACCACGGCCUGGACUCGUACCAGCUGCUGAGCCACUACAUGGCGACGACGGCGGACUGCAUGGCCAACGGGUCGACGCCCAUCAACCCGUUCCUGGUGCAGAUCGUGCCGCUGGCGUUCAGCAGCGACCUGCUGCUGCAGCUGGUGCUGACGCAGAGCGCGGCGCACCGGGCGUUCCGGCGGCUGAACGACUCGGACGAGGUGGCGCAGAGCCACUACACGAAAGCGCUGCAGCUGUUCCGGAAAGGGGUGACCGAGUUCAUCGACGGGAAGGAGUCCAACCCGCUGAUUCUGACGGUGGGGGCGCUGGUGAUGUGCUUCACUGAGACGGCGAAAGGCGACAUGAACGGCACGAUCUUCGACCACCUCUCCGCCGCGCACUCCCUGCUGAUCCGGCUGCUGGGCCACCACCAGGCGGCCGAUGCGGCCAUCCCCAAAGACCUCAGGGAUUUUGUGAUUGAGUACUACACCUACACGGCGGCGGUGAGCAUGAUCUCCAUCGACGCCCGGGUCAGCCAGCAGGUGCUCCUGAACUUCGACCUGGAGCAGAAGGCCCGUCAGCUGCUGGAGGUCGGGUACGUGGGGAAUCUGUGCGGGUGCUGGCUGGAGCUGCUGUUGCUGAUCCCUUGUAUUUUCGACCUCGGGCGGCACUGGAUGAUGCUGCCUCCGACGGAUCCUGAGGGUGGUGACCAGCCGGUCAUCGUGCCGACGGCGGACGAGAUCGCCAUGUACGGGUCGCUGCAGGCGCAGAUCAUGCGGUGGGCGCCGCUCCCGUCCGUCUCGCCGGAGGUGUUUUUGGCGGGCCGGAUCUUCCAGCAGGCGAUGCUGCUCUACCUCUACACGGCGCUGGGCGGGCCCCGGCACUUCGCGCGGUCGAAGACGGGGAUGCAUCAGAUGCUGGUCGAGACGGCCAUUGCCGAGGCCAUGUCGUAUCUGACGCAACUGUCGGCGACCGCCCGCAUCAACUCCGGGCUCUGCUGGCCCAUCGCCGUCGUCGGCUCCUGCCUGUCCCACCCGGACCACCAGGAGAAUCUGCGACAGCGGUUGACGACGAUGGUGUCUACGUUCGGGCUGGGGAAUAUGCACCGCACGAAGCUACUCCUCGAGCACAUGUGGCAGAUGCCGCUGGAGGAGGCGGGGCCCUGGAACAUCUGUCGCGCGAUGGAGCAGAAUCAAAUCUGGAUAUCGUUUGCAUAA
Molecule: messenger RNA, 1764 nt
Organism: Aspergillus aculeatus ATCC 16872
Lineage: Eukaryota; Fungi; Ascomycota; Eurotiomycetes; Eurotiales; Aspergillaceae
Product: Zn(II)2Cys6 transcription factor
Exons: 2
Coding region: 1-1764 (587 amino acids)
Biological process (GO): positive regulation of transcription by RNA polymerase II
Cellular component (GO): nucleus
Molecular function (GO): DNA-binding transcription factor activity, RNA polymerase II-specific; transcription cis-regulatory region binding; zinc ion binding
Source: RefSeq, a predicted model, not a curated record